Baudoinia panamericana UAMH 10762 is the source of this 1311-nucleotide messenger RNA. RefSeq names its product glycoside hydrolase family 28 protein. Gene Ontology annotation, biological process: carbohydrate metabolic process. The coding region runs from base 1 to 1311 and encodes 436 amino acids. Lineage: Eukaryota; Fungi; Ascomycota; Dothideomycetes; Mycosphaerellales; Teratosphaeriaceae. Gene Ontology annotation, molecular function: polygalacturonase activity. The transcript is spliced from 5 exons. The record is from RefSeq and is a predicted model, not a curated record.
AUGUAUAUUGCAUCCUUCGCGGCGACCGCCGUAGCCCAAUGGCACUGGGGUGGUCAACACGGUGGUGGAGCACCAGGAACCGUCCAAGUAUCUGGUGGAAAGACCUGCAUCGUCUACGCUCACGGCGGCAAUGUCAGCGAUGUGUCCAACAUCUUGCAAGCUUUCUCUCAAUGCAACGAUGGUGGUACCAUCAUCUUCCCGCAAGGCCAGAACUACUUCAUCGACUCCAAGCUCAAUCCAGUCGUCAAUGACAUAACCAUCCAAUGGCAAGGCACAUGGACAUUCAGCCCCAACAUCACCUACUGGCGCCAGCCCGCCAAUCACUACCCUAUCUUCUUCCAGAACCACGCAGCAAGCUUCGUCCUGACCGGCGACGGCAUCCACAUUGAUGGCUACGGCACCGGAGGCAUUUACGGCAACGGCGACGUUUGGUAUACCGCAGAAGCCGGUAACACUCAGCCUGGCCGUCCUAUGCCUUUCGUCUUCUGGAAUGUCUCAGAUGUCACGGUUUCGAAUUUCUUCGUCAAAGACCCGCCGUUGUGGAGUCUGAACAUCAUGAACGGGACUGAUAUGCUGUUUACGAAUAUCACCUGUAACGCCACGGCUACGCAGGCACCGUACGGCAAGAACUGGGUGCAAAACACCGACGGCUUCGAUACCAUGGAUGCCAACAACGUGCGUUUGGAGAACUUUGUGUAUCAAGGUGGCGACGACUGCAUCGCGCUCAAGCCGCGGAGUUACAACAUCUUCGUUCAAAAUGCUUCAUGCCAUGGCGGGAACGGGAUGGCUAUUGGCAGUCUGGGACAGUACCUUGAAGACUCGAGCGUGGAGAACGUGGUUGUUGACAAUGUUCGGAUCAUCCGAUACAACAACGACAUGGAAACGUCGGCUUACAUCAAGACCUGGGUGGGUGUCCUGGUCAAUCAGUCUGGCUACGAAAGUGACUUUCAGCCGAGAGGCGGCGGGUGGGGAAGUGUUAGGAACAUCUUGUUCUCCAACUUUGAGGUCAUGGGUGCUGAUGGGGGCCCGACCAUCACCGAAGAUAGCGGCGACAAUGGCACCGUGCCUGGUACUAGUCUGAUGGAAAUCUCGAACGUUGCAUUUGUCAACUUCACCGGCUACCUGAGCGGCAAUGAGAGGAACGGUAAUCGCACAGCCAGCGUCAGCUGCUCAAACGUGCACCCUUGCUACAAUAUCGCGAUCGAAAACGUCACUCUCACUACAAAUCAGAACACGACUGCAACUGGUACAGCAACCUGCAGCUAUAUCUCGCCUGGCGGUGUUCAUGGCAUCAGCGGAAGCGGAUGCUAG